Messenger RNA from Fimicolochytrium jonesii, 372 nucleotides. RefSeq lists its product as uncharacterized. Lineage: Eukaryota; Fungi; Chytridiomycota; Chytridiomycetes; Spizellomycetales; Powellomycetaceae. The transcript has 3 exons. Bases 1 to 372 code for a protein of 123 amino acids. The record is from RefSeq and is a predicted model, not a curated record.
AUGAGCGAGGAUCUCGACGACAUACGGGCAAAAGCGGAGGUGUCCGUAGGCUUGGUCCGCAAGCUCGUCUCCGGCUGGCUUCCAAAAGAGCCUGCACACGAGAAGAACAAACACCACAGCGAGACGAAACGGCCGCAAGCUCUGUAUGCCGCUGACCCGGCACAGUCGACUCGCAAUGCUCAGUUGAAGAGAAAACUAAUCGAAGCAGGAGACGCCGAUGACGACGACGAAAAAGAACAUAAGCUGCGCAAAGUCGCUAGCACCUCGAAGGUCAUUCAGAAGCCAAAGGAUCCCAUGGUGGCCUAUCUGAGUGCGAGUAAGAAAAAGAAAAAGAGCAGAAAAGGGAAAGCCGAAGCUAGCGCUGUUCAGUAG